UCUGUGCCUGCUCCACCGGUGGCGACAUCCGGAGAGGAGAUGGCGGCUAGAGGGGGGUUUCAGUCGGCACCAACGGGUGGUGGUAGUGGAGCAAUGGGACCUGGACCGCCUGUACCUGUUGCAGGACCAGGAAUGGGGCCCGGGACUCCCUCUGGAAGAAUGGGACCAUCGUCGGCCGCGCAGAACCACAUGUACCGCUCUCCGAUGCCCGGGCCUGGCUACCCGAGGCCAGGAAUGCCUCCAUCCAGUCGGAUGACCCCACAGGGACCAGCUAUGGGGCCCCCAGGAUACGGCAGCAGCCCUGUGUCUCGGCCUGGGAUGCCUGGUGUGAUGGACCCGUCUCGAAAGAGACCGGCCCCUCAACAGAUUCAGCAGGUUCAGCAGCAGCAGAACCGCAACCAGCACACUAAGAAGAAGAAGAUGGCUGAUAAAAUUCUACCUCAGCGGAUCAGGGAACUGGUCCCAGAGUCUCAGGCUUACAUGGAUCUCCUGGCUUUUGAGAGAAAGCUGGACCAAACCAUUAUGCGCAAAAGGCUGGACAUUCAGGAGGCCCUGAAGAGGCCAAUAAAGCAAAAAAGAAAGCUUCGGAUCUUUAUAUCCAACACCUUCAACCCUGCAAAGCCGGAUGCUGAAGAUGGAGAGGGCACAGUUGCAUCAUGGGAGCUCCGUGUUGAAGGGCGUCUGCUGGAAGAUACGGCUGUGUCCAAGUAUGAAGCCACCAAGCAAAAGAGGAAGUUCUCGUCCUUUUUCAAGUCCUUAGUGAUUGAAUUGGACAAAGACCUGUAUGGUCCAGAUAAUCAUUUGGUGGAAUGGCAUAGGACUGCCACCACCCAGGAGACUGAUGGUUUCCAGGUGAAAAGGCCCGGUGACGUGAGUGUUCGCUGCACCGUCCUGCUCAUGCUUGACUACCAGCCUCCUCAGUUCAAGCUGGACCCCCGACUGGCCCGUAUGUUGGGUAUCCACACCCAGACCAGACCUGUCAUCAUUCAGGCCCUUUGGCAGUAUGUCAAGACCCACAAACUCCAAGACCCACAUGAGCGCGAGUUCAUUAAUUGUGACAAAUACUUGCAGCAGAUUUUUGAAACCCAGCGAAUGAAGUUCUCUGAAAUCCCACAGCGCUUACAUGCAUUGCUGAUGCCCCCAGAACCAAUCAUCAUCAACCAUGUGAUCAGUGUGGACCCCAAUGACCAAAAGAAGACUGCUUGUUAUGACAUUGACGUAGAGGUGGACGACACUCUGAAGACCCAGAUGAACUCCUUCCUGCUCUCUACAGCAAGUCAGCAGGAAAUAGCAGGAUUGGAUAAUAAGAUCCAUGAAACCAUUGAGACCAUCAACCAGCUGAAGACCCAGAGAGAGUUUAUGUUGAGCUUUGCCAGAGAUCCUCAGGGCUUUAUCAAUGACUGGCUUCAAUCCCAGUGCAGGGACUUCAAGACAAUGACAGAUGUGGUAGGAAACCCAGAAGAGGAGCGAAGAGCAGAGUUUUACUACCAGCCCUGGGCUCAGGAGGCCGUCUGUCGCUACUUCUACUCCAAGGUCCAGCAGAGGCGCCAGGAGCUGGAGCAGGCGCUCGGCAUCAGAAACACCUGAAGAAGUUUGUCUUCAUUAAGCAAGAGAUGCGACAAGAUGUUCUGCUGAGGACAACUAAUGUGUGUUUGUGUGUGUGUGAGGGAGUGUGUGAGACAUUCAAACACAAUUGCUCAGUUUUCUGACAAACUUAGAGAGAAAUAGAUUUUUGAUGACUUUACUGUUAAAAUGUCAGCUUUUCUUUUCCACCUUGCAGCUUUGCAACUUUGUUUGGUUUUAUACUUUGACUUUUUCUGGAAAAUUCGUUUUUUUUUUUCUUCUUCAUAGCACAGCUUUGAGCACACUUUAUUUUUUCUCCCUCCCAGUAUUAUAUCUUAGUCUGAAAGCAUUCCUUUAAUUUUUAAAAACACUGUCUCUACAAAAGAUUGUACACAUGAAAAAGUAGAAGACAGAUUGUAUCUUGAAACUUUUAAAGUGGUACUUUCUUGGGACAGAACAAGAUGUGUUGAGCCCUCUAUGGCUCCAUUUUCUGGAGAAUAAAACUACAAUUUACACUUUAAACCAGCCCCCACAUGCUUGCCUGUUAGGUUGCUAUUGAUUGUGAUUGUGUUUGUGAUCAGUUGGAUUUCUUUGCUGCCUGUUAACUGUUCACAUGUCACUUCGUACUUAGUUGUCAUUGCUUUUUAACUGUCACAGUGUAUGAAAAGCUCCAACACAGCUUGACAUACGCUGCUGUGGCAAAGCAAUUAUCUUUUGUUAAUGUUGUCAUUUGGUAUGAAGUUUUCUAGUUUUGUCUUUUCCUUGUUCUUGCCAUCAAUGAUCCUUGUUUUGAAAAUAUGUAUUAUACCAGUACUUGUCUUGUUAGCUAGUACAAAUUACCAUGGAAGUAGCUUGUAAGAGUACCUCUAGUCUAUAGUUUUGUAAAUACUAAGCAGGUAAAUGCAGAUGGAUGUUCAGUUGACCUGUAUCACUAAAACUGGCUGAUAUCUUUCUUAAGUCUUUGUAUACUCUGCAGAUAGUUGAAGCAGUAUUUAUAUUGAUCAGCCUUUGUUCUCAGAGGGGGGUGAUUUGGCUCCUAACAACGUAAAGUUGCCCGUCACAUGUAACAUACCACCUCUCUGUACGGCAGCCUUAUGUCGCCUUCAGGCUCAGAGUUCAGACUUAUGCGUUUUUAGUUUUAUGUGAUUUUACUGAUGUGCAGAGAAGCCAUAAACGCACGUGGCAGAGCAAAUCUGAAAACUUGUAGUUUUCUUCGUACACUGACCGAAGACCAGGCAUCUGUGGAUUUUGUAGUAGUUUCCCUCUUGGAAGUAAUUGAAACUUUGCCAUGAGUUGAGAAUAUUCAAGAAUACACUAAUAGAUUUGGGCAGGAACAUGAGUUUAAAGCAACACUGGGUAGAAUUAUGUGAAACUGCAGACUUUUUUCAUGGACCAAACUUAUUUUUCUGUAUGUUCUUAUGUUAUAAUAAAGAGUAUGUAAAACAUUUAUGUUUCCAAGUCUUUAAAACUAUCUUAGUAUUGGUCAGAAUUUGAUGGAAGCUGAAGAUUUUUUUCCUUAUCAAAUUAUCUGGCAGAUA
Molecule: messenger RNA, 3101 nt
Organism: Melanotaenia boesemani (Boeseman's rainbowfish)
Lineage: Eukaryota; Metazoa; Chordata; Actinopteri; Atheriniformes; Melanotaeniidae
Gene: smarcd1
Product: SWI/SNF related, matrix associated, actin dependent regulator of chromatin, subfamily d, member 1
Exons: 13
Coding region: 40-1587 (515 amino acids)
Biological process (GO): regulation of transcription by RNA polymerase II
Cellular component (GO): nucleus; SWI/SNF complex
Source: RefSeq, a predicted model, not a curated record